AUGCUCUCUAUUCGGCGUGUAAUUCCUCAGGCUGUCGCUGAUAUAUUUGAUUUUAUAGAAAAAAAUGAAGACCAAUUUAUAUUUAAAGUAUCUGUAUAAUUUAUGGAAUUAUAUCAAGAGCAAUGCUUUGAUUUACUAUCUGGGAAAAAGCGAGGUCAUAGUAUUAUUGAGAUUCGAGAAGAUUUUAAGGGUGUGAUCUUGCCAGGUAUAACAGAAGUGCCAGUCUCUUCAAUGGCUGAAACAAUGUUGGUACUAGAGAGAGGUUCAUCAGGCCGUAUGACAGGUGCCACUGCAAUGAACCAGGCUUCCAGUCGGAGUCAUGCUGUAUUCACUAUUACCAUCUUAAAGGAGAGUCGAACUGAUAAAAACCUUGUGACAUCGUCUAAGUUCCACCUUGUCGACUUGGCUGGUUCCGAGCGCAUAAAGAAGACGAAGGCUAGUGGAGAGCGACUUAAGGAAGGAGUUAAAAUUAACCAGGGCUUAUUGGCUCUUGGUAAUGUGAUCUCUGCGUUGGGAAAUGGCACCAAUAGGAGUUUUAUUAGCUACAGAGAUAGCAAACUUACGAGGCUACUGCAGGACAGUCUCGGCGGUAAUUCCCUAACCUUAAUGGUAGCGUGUGUGAGUCCGGCGGACUUUAAUUUUGAUGAGACGUUGUCUACGCUGAGAUACGCGGACCGCGCAAGGCGUAUACGCAACAAGCCCGUUAUUAACCAAGACGCUAAGGCCGCUGAGAAUGUUCGCCUUACCAAUUUAGUGAAUGACCUCAAACUGCAACUCCUUGAUAAACUUCCAUCACCGAGUGAUAAAAGCAAAGAACAAUUGCAAGAAGAGUUAGAUAGAGAAAGAGCCAAAUACCAAGUGGUAUUAAAAAAGAAUAAACAUAUCACAGAACAUUUGGGGAACAUCCUCAUUGAAAACACGAAUCUAUGUGAAAAAGUCCUUUUGGCUGAAGCUGCAAAUAACAAAAUUGAGGGGAAGCUAAACGAACUAACAGAACAUUGCAAUCAGAUUAUAGAAAAUGUGACAAUGGAUAAAGAAGAAGACGACUCACAGAAAACAAGUUUAAUGGACCACUUGAAGGAGAUUAAGACACGAUUGGAAGAUAUGCAGACUUUGAACAAACAGAUCAAUGAAGAAAUGAUCGAUCAUGAUAUUAAAGUUUCGUAUAUGCUAAAGGAAAAUGGUGAUAAUGGUCAUAAUGGUGAUAAUGGUGUUGAAGAAGUGAUGACUGAAGAUCAGGCCGCGAUUGAGGGGGAGAAGCGGGCUAUGGGACAGGUGGCAUUGAACCAAGAAUUGCAAGAAUUCAAUCGGGAAAUGGCUUUUAAAGCAGCUCUGGUACAAAGCAUUCUUAGAAAAAACCAGGAUAUAUUAAAAUCCCAGGCCCUUUUAUCAACUAGAUAAUCAAUAACUAUCAUAAUAUCUAUCAAUGAGGACAAAAUCGCUAAAUUGGAGAAGGAAAAGGAUGAGUUAUUGCAACAGUUGAAGAAUACUCAAACCAAGGAUCUGUCCCAUGAUGAGAACCGCAAGCAAGUGUCGAAGUUGGAAUCAGAGAUCACGGAGCUGAGGAAGAAAUGCCAGCAUCAAGCCAACGUCAUCGAGACGACGCAGAAGAACGAAUCCCAUAUCAAGUCGUUAAAUGAUGAGCUACAAGCCAUGGAUGCUGCUAAGGUGGAAUUAAUUCGUAAAAUGCGUGGAGAAUGCGAGAAGUACCGCAAAUGGAAGGCAGACAACGAACGGGCGAUGUUGCGCCUGAAGGCGGAAGAUCGCAAACUUGUAUCUGCGAUGGCCAAGAUGGAGUCCCUACACGCGAAGCAGCAGAAUGUGCUGAAAAGGAAGAUGGAGGAAGUUGUGGCUGUUAAUAAGAGACUCAAGGAAGCCCUAGACCGCCAAAAGUUGGCGGUCAAACAAAAUGCAAAGGAAAAUGUAAAUGUCAGUAGGGGCGCCGUACUGAAAUAUAUUGAACAAGAACUGGAGAUGCAUUUAAGUAUUGUGGAGGCGGAAAAGUCGCUUGAUGAACUUAUGGAGUACCGAGCGUUGAUAACUCGGCAAAUCGAGAUCGUCCGCAACUGUACAGACUCUGAAGCCAAUCGCAAGAAGCUUCAUGAACUGGAAGAUGAUUUGGCCUUACGCAACGCGCAGAUUUCUGAUCUGCAUCAAAAAAUUAUUACUGCCGAUCAAGAAAACGAUGCUCUAAACCGCUGGGACAAGAUCCAAUCGAUGCCCGAGGCCAAAGCGGCUCUCAAGUGCCUCUUCGAGUUACUUGUAGAGGCGAAGAAAGAUCUCCAAAGCCAGACUGAGAAAGGCUUCCAGGCGAAAUACGAAGAGAUCAAGAACUCUUACGACCGCCUCAAAGUGGAGUACGAGAACAGGGAAGCGGAAUUCGAGCGGAAGUUGGCGGGUAUCAAGGCUGAACAUGAUGAAAAGCUAUCCAUCCUCUUCGAGUUUCAGCGCAAGGUAAUUUGCCGCGGGGACGAGACGGAACCGUGUCGCAAUUUGCAAACGGCAUUGCAGGUACAGCAAGAUAAGCUGGAGUUGCUGGACCAGCAGCAUAUGUAA
This is a messenger RNA of Pieris rapae (cabbage white), 2556 nucleotides long. RefSeq names its product chromosome-associated kinesin KIF4-like. The transcript is spliced from 16 exons. NCBI's taxonomy places the organism in Eukaryota, Metazoa, Arthropoda, Insecta, Lepidoptera, Pieridae. The record is from RefSeq and is a predicted model, not a curated record. Gene Ontology annotation, biological process: microtubule-based movement; mitotic spindle organization. Gene Ontology annotation, molecular function: ATP binding; microtubule binding; microtubule motor activity.